Molecule: messenger RNA, 2262 nt
Organism: Symsagittifera roscoffensis
Lineage: Eukaryota; Metazoa; Xenacoelomorpha; Acoela; Convolutidae
Exons: 6
Coding region: 452-2074 (540 amino acids)
Biological process (GO): G protein-coupled receptor signaling pathway
Cellular component (GO): membrane
Molecular function (GO): G protein-coupled receptor activity
Source: RefSeq, a predicted model, not a curated record
UCAGUUUAUUCAAAGCCUCUGACGCCAAUUUGAACAAAAAAUCUGCAGCAGCUAGCAGCCAAACAGAAAAUUAGAAAAUCGAGAUUAAGCGCUUUUUUCUACAAUUUGAUCCACAAGUGCACAAAAAAGAAGAUAGGAAAAAUGUAAACAACGGUUGAAAGUACCGAAAAAAGUAAUAAAAACGGACACUUUUUCUGUUUACUUUUUAAACACCGUUUUGAACUCUUAAAGUCACAUAAUUACCUAAUUCACAAAUAAGUUGCUGUUAUUAUAAUUUGAAAUUAUCAAGACUCAACCAAACACCUCAAUACCACCCACAAAAUCAAAGAAAAAAACCCUUGCUACCUUUUGUUACUUUUAUCCGCUUGGUUGUUACAUUCAGCGAGGAUUAGCUCCUAAUCAAAAGAUUAAUUUAAAUCUCACAACAACAGUGUACUUUUAUCACAGUAUAAUGGCUCAGCACGAAAAUCAAAUGGUGAAUUUGUUCAAUUCCACUUUUCAAUCAAAAGCAAACUUGUCGCAACUUUCGGAGCUGAAUUCAGGUCACAUGGGUGGUGUGAAUAACUUUUCUGUGGCCAAUGAGUCAACUGCGCCCGCCUCCGAUUACGAAAUGAACUCGAGUUUGGACAACUCGUAUUGCGACAAUAAGUGUAUGAGCAAGUACUGGGCCCUGGAAGCGUAUCUGUGCAUUCUGCUGGUUGCAACUAUCGCCGCCAAUUGCAUGUCUAUCUUCAAACUGUACAAACAGUCCAAGCGCAGCGUCACUUCGGCUGGACACGACUCUAACCUGGCCUGCUUUGUGGGGCUUAACCUUAGCUCCAUCAAUCUCGCUGUCGGGAUUUUGGUGAUCACACCGCUAGUGUUCCAGCUGCAGUUCGAGCAGGUGUUGUUUGGUAGGGUGGGGUGCCAGGCAUUCGCCAUGCUCUUCAACAUCUACCAAGUGGGCACCCCCCUCUUUAUGGUCCUCAACGCAACUGAGAGGUUCAUCGCCAUCGUAUACCCCCUCAGACUGACGGAGCUGAUAACUCGGAAGCGUCUGCGUUUGGCAUCCGCUUUCAUCUGGUUGGUCCUGGCAGCAUUCGGCGUCGGCUUCAUGUUGGGAUCCGAGGUGCAGACGAACCCUGCCACCAACUCGGAGUACUGCAUCGUCAAACUAGUCGGACUCAGUUCAUCCCAGUCCGGGUUUCCAGUCAGCUUGUUGUUCGUGGUUGCCCCGAUUCUGAUGCUGGCCGUGCUCUACGGCUUUACCUGUCGGACUCUGUUGCGCAGUGUGGGCCAGUUCCGCCGACAGAACAGCUGUCGGUCUCCCACGAUGGCUGCUGGCGGCACCAGCCAGCACCGAGCUGGAAGUCAGCAGAAUUCACCCGCCAAGAACUGUUCGACCAUCGGAGAGGAAGCAGUCACGAAGAGUUCGAGACAUUCCCCGAAGCACGCCACAAACGUGGAACUAACACCCAAAGCGGAAACGAAUGCCAUUUCCGUGGAUCAAAUGAACACGCCAAGUCAAUUAUCGACCAAUCCGAGCCCAAAUGAGUCCCAAUUUAACCUCCCUUCCAGCCGAUCAAAAUCCGCUUUCGAUUUUACUGUCGGCCGAAUUCCGAGCUCCACUGGGACGAUGAGCUCAACUCCGAACGGAACAACUUCUGGACUGGUCUCGCGAAACGAAGCGGUGGCACGGAGGUAUCGCGCUACAUGCUUGCUGCUGUUAACUGUUAUUUCACACAGUUUACUGUGUCUGCCGUUCAUAGUCAACCAAUUUCUGGGUGUCUUCAAAGACGGAAUUUACCCUGAAACAGCAGCCGAGGAAAUGUUGACUCUGUUUUGCACGCCAAUUCUGGUCACAUCAAGCGCAGUUGUCCCGCUGAUCUAUCUGAGUAUAACGAAAUGCAACACGCCAAAGAAUUCCCGACGACUUGCGACUGACCGACAGGCAAUCGCGAACCGAAUGAGCAAUAGGGCGACAACCCGGGACACGUUGCGAGUAGUCGUGAAUGAUGCCCCGAUUCGAGUUCCGAGUUUGAAAGCCGUCAGCUCCGCCAAAACGGGAGCAACUUUGUCGUCAACGUGUAUAUGAUUAACUAUUUUUUUGCUAGAGACAAUUAGACUCCCAAAUUUUAUCGAUUAAUUCCUGAAUCAAUUAUCAUCGAGGCAAGGAUUAUCAUGUACCGUCUUUGCUGUUACAUACAAACAUGCACUGUUUUGAACUUAGAAAUAUAGAACAGCAUAAAGUUUCGAUGGACUAAUCUUAACAAGUAAAUAGCA